Molecule: messenger RNA, 4007 nt
Organism: Salvelinus fontinalis (brook trout)
Lineage: Eukaryota; Metazoa; Chordata; Actinopteri; Salmoniformes; Salmonidae
Product: zinc finger protein 660-like
Exons: 4
Coding region: 137-1726 (529 amino acids)
Biological process (GO): regulation of transcription by RNA polymerase II
Molecular function (GO): DNA-binding transcription factor activity, RNA polymerase II-specific; RNA polymerase II cis-regulatory region sequence-specific DNA binding
Source: RefSeq, a predicted model, not a curated record
GCAGGCGCGCAUCAUUCGUCAGAAUAAAGGAAACGUCAGAAUUGUGCAGUCGAAACGACAACUUCUGUGUCCUUUUCAAAUAUAUUACUACUGGUAUGUAAUAGCACGUUCUAAUAUCGGAAGAACAUGUCAUAACAUGCUAGGUAACAAAUACGUCAAGGUAUUAUCACAUUUGGUGAAGGAUUUAUGUGCUAUUUUGGCGUCAAAACAGCGUAUGAGGCCGGUAACAUCAACAGUGAGGACAAACCCAGCCUGCCUCUCUCCUUCCACACUGAGUCCAAACCUACAGUCACUGGGUCCUGAUUGUGACAGUGGAGCCCAGUUUGCACCGCAGGAUCCAGAGAUGGCAUCAGUGAAGCUGGAAGACUGCAGUCAAACACUGGAGCUGAAUGUCAACAUUAAAGAUGAAGAAGAGGAGGAGAAGAUUGGGAAUUCUGUUUCUCAUGGACGACUAGAAUUAAGUCUGAGGCCGGUAACAUCAACAGUGAGGACAAACCCAGCCUGCCUCUCUCCUUCCACACUGAGUCCAAACCUACAGUCACUGGGUCCUGAUUGUGACAGUGGAGCCCAGUUUGCACUGCAGGAUCCAGAGAUGGCAUCAGUGAAGCUGGAAGACUGCAGUCAAACACUGGAGCUGAAUGUCAUCAUUAAAGAUGAAGAAGAGGAGGAGAAGAUUGGGAAAUCUGUUAAUCAUGGAGACCAUGUUAAGAAAUGUUCUAUAUCCAUAGAGCAACAGCAGGAAGAUCACAGAGCUAAGAGUUCUCACCACUGCCCACAUUGUGAGGAGAUUUUCCCAUUUCUAUCAAAGCUAAAAAUACACCUAAAAAUACACACAGGAGAGAAUCUGUAUUCCUGUACUGACUGUGGGAAGGAUUUCACAAAAUUAAAGGUUCUGAUAGUUCAUCAGAGAGUGCAUGAACGGAUACAUACAGGAUUGAAGCCUUACUUCUGCUCUGACUGUGGAAAGAGUUUCUCUCGACUGGGCACCUUAAAAAGACAUGAACAUAUACAUACAGGAGAGAAGCCUUACUCCUGCUCUGACUGUGGGGCAAGUUUCUCUCGACUGGGCCACCUAAAAACACAUGAAGGUAUACAUACAGGAGAGAAGCCUUACUCCUGCUCUGACUGUGGAAAGAGUUUCUCUAGACUGGGCCACCUAAAAACACAUGAACGUAUACAUACAGGAGAGAAGCCUUACUCCUGCUCUGACUGUGGGAAGAGUUUCUCUCUACUGAGCAACUUAAAAGCACAUGAACGUAUGCAUACAGGAGUGAAGCCUUACUCUUGCUCUGACUGUGGAAAGAGUUUCUCUCGACUGGGCCACCUAAAAACACAUGAACGUAUACAUACAGGAGAGAAGCCUUACUUCUGCUCUGACUGUUUAAAAUGCUUCACAACAUCAAAUGACCUAAACGUUCAUCAGAGAACACACACAGGAGAGAAGCCUUACUCCUGCUCUGAUUGUGUAAAAUGCUUCACAACAUACUCUGGUCUUGAAAGUCAUCAGAGAACACACACAGGAGAGAAGCCUUACUUCUGCUCUAAUUGUGUAAAAUGCUUCACAUCAUCAACUAACCUAAAAAUUCAUCAGAGAACACACACAGGAGAGAAGCCUUACUCCUGCUCUGACUGUGGAAAGAGUUUCUCCCGACUGGGCAACUUAAAAAGACAUGAACGUAUACAUACAGGAGAGAAGCCUUACGUCUGCUCUGACUUUGUAAAAUGAUUCACAACAUCAACUGAGCUAAAAGGAAAUCAGAGAACACACACAGGAGAGAAGCCUUACUCCUGCUCUUGACUGUGGAAAAUGCUUUACAACGUCAACUGAGCUAAGAGUUCAUCAGAGCACAAACACAGGAGAGAAGCCUUACUGUUGCUCUGACUGUGCGAAGAGUUUCUCCCGAUUGGCCACCUUAACUGUGGGAAGAGUCUCUCCCAACAGAUCCACUUAAAAUGUCACCAGCGAAUACACACAGAAGAGAAGCCUUACUCCUGCUCUGACUGUGCAAAGAGUUUCUCCCGAUUGGCCACCUUAAAAACACAUCAAUGUAUACAUACAGGUGAGAAGCCUCAUCAGUUGUCUCAGACCAGCCAUGAUUAGUCACUACAUCACCUCAUUCUCAUCUCAUAAAGGAAGUGGGAACAGUAAAUUUGAUAACGUUAACACUCUAUUGUAAUCAUAUUUUUGUUCUCACUGUGUUAACUGUGCAGAGGAAAGGGAGCAUUAUAGAAUGCCAUUGAAAAUGAUCAUUCUCCAUCUUUUUUACUACAAAACAUAGAAACGCAUCAAUAUGUACUUUAUCAUUUUAGCUAAUAAGCAACAACAUUGCAUGACCAAAAGUAUGUGGACUCCUGCUCGUCGAACAUCUCAUUCCAAAAUCAUGGACAUUAAAAUGGACUCGGUCCCCCCUUUGCUGAAAUAACAGCCUCCACUCUUCUGGGAAGGCUUUCCACUAGAUGUUGGAACAUUGCUGUGGGGACUUUCUUUCAUUCAGUCACAAGUGAUGUUGGGCGAUUAGGCCUGGCUCGAAGUUGUCAUUCCAAUUCAUCCCAAAGUUGUUAAAUGGGGUUCAGGUCAGGGCUCUGUGCAGGCCAGUCAAGUUAUUCCACACUAAUCUCGAUAAACCAUUUCUGUAUGGACCUCGCUUUGUGUAUAGGAGCAUUGUCAUGCUGAAACAGGAAAGGGUCUUCAUCAAACUGUUGCCACAAAGUUGGCAGCACAGAAUCAUCUAGAAUGUCAUUGUAUGCUGCAGCAUUAAGAUUUCCCUUCACUGUAACUAAAGGGCCCGAACCAUGAAAACGUUACAGCUGGCACUUUGCAUUGGGACAGGUAGCAUUCUUCUGGCAUCUGCCAAACCCAGAUUUGUCCAUCAGACUUCCAGAUGAUAAGGCGUGAUUCAUAACUCCAGAGAACGUGUUUCCACUGCUUCAGAGUCCAAUGGCGGUGAGCUUUACACCACUCCAGCUGACGCUUGGCAUUGCGCAUGGUGAUCUUAGGCUUGUUUGCGGCUGCUCGGCCAUAGAAACCCAUUUUUUGUGAAGCUCCUGACGAACAGUUCUUGUGUUGACGUUGCUUCCAGAGGCAGUUCGGAACUCAGUAGUGAUUGUUGCAACCGAGGACAGACAAUUCUUACACGCUUCAGCACUUGGCGGUCCCGUUCUGUACGCUUGUGUGACCUACCACUUCGCUCCUAGACGUUUCCACUUCACAAUAGCAACACUUAUAGUUGACUGGGGCAGGUCUAGCAGGGCAGAUAUUUGACAAACUGAGUUGUUUGAAAGGUGGCAUCCCAUGACGAUGCCACUUUGAAAGUCGUUGUGCUCUUCAGGCCAUUCUACUGCCAAUGUUCGUCUAUGGAGAUUGCAUGGCUGUGUGCUCGAUUUUAUUCGCCUGUCAGUAACGGGUGUGGCUGAAAUAGCCGACUCUAUAUACUAUAUACCGGUUUCUAUAUACUUUUCUGUUUAUAUGUGUACUAAUAAGCAUGUUAGAUUAGGAUGCAACUACUUAGCAUGUUAACGUUAGCAACAACAAAUUGGAAUAAGUCAAAUAUACGUAACAUAUUGUACGAAUUGUAAUUCGUAACAUACUAUACGUCAUACAAAUCUUAUUAUAUUGUACGACUCAUUUUACAUUUGUAGGCCAAUGUAAUGUAACAAAGCAUACUGUAUCAUACUAAAGUGUGUGGUAUGGCUUUUUGUUACAUAUAAUUCAUUUUGCUCUGACAACAAGUUGUCCCUCUGCAGUUUUCUGUGGGAAUGAGUUAGUAGAUACAACAUGUAUCAGAUAGAGAUGAUGUGAUGAUCAGUUUUCACCAUUAGUUUGGGUGGAUUAUUUUUAACUACAUAACGACUUUUGUUUAAUGAUAUGCAGGCUCUGAAAUGACUACAAGUGUUUAUUAAAUUGCCUUAGAAAAUUAGAUUGAUUAUUUUAGUCACUGGUUAAUGUAUUUGGAUAACUGCAAUGAACUUAAUUGAUCUUCCUAUGAAAAAUAAACAUUCUACAUGAA